This is a messenger RNA of Alternaria conjuncta, 1827 nucleotides long. RefSeq lists its product as uncharacterized. Lineage: Eukaryota; Fungi; Ascomycota; Dothideomycetes; Pleosporales; Pleosporaceae. The coding region runs from base 1 to 1827 and encodes 608 amino acids. The record is from RefSeq and is a predicted model, not a curated record. The transcript is spliced from 5 exons.
AUGGCGAAUCUUCGUGAGCUCCAUCAAGAACUGCGACGCGUACAGGACCGAGUCUUUCAACACAGUCUGAACAAAGAACUGGAAGCAUCGUACGAAUCACACUCAAAAGCCUGGAACAAACUUUACUAUGCCAGAAUGCACGACCGGCUACCGCGCGAGAUCCGAGAUAUGAUCAAUGCCGAAUUCUGGGAUGAAGACUACUUGAAAGGCUUUGAAGGCUUUGAGGUAGCCUGGAAGGCUAAGGAAGAACCCACGCAUUACCACCGUCCGGGGGCCAAUCGUAUUCUGCGCAUCUCACAUGUCGUCCUACCAGACUAUGUGGGUGCCGAAGCGGCGAAAGAGAACGUCCAGAUGUGGUACGAGAACUACGGAGCCAUGGCUUCCAGCCACUGCACCUGGCUCGUACUCAGCGGCAACCUAGGUAAACAUCUCACGACGGCUAUAUGCAAAGAUACUUUCGGGGUGGGCUUGGAUCCUGCCACUGCUCUCCGAAAGAUGACUAUCGAAGUUCCCGACACUUCUCUCGUGCUAGGCCACGAGCACUCCGACUUUAAGGACGCUACCUCACGUCAGGACGCGCUCAAUCUCCUUCUUCGCAUCAAGAAGAAGAGAGGAUUCAAGCUCGAAAUCAGAAUCUACCACGAUUGCAUUCGUCUCAACAUGUGGCCAGAAAUCCUUGGUCUCCUGCAACCCAUCGUUAAGGUGUUUGAGCAGGAAGGAGCCCACGUCAGUGUUCAGUCUGAUUAUGAUCCUAACAGGACAGAUAGCAUGGAUGAGGACCCGGGUGUUAAUACUGAUAUGGAACACUUGAUCAGGACAUACGAUCAGGCGACUUGGGAGGAGAGUAUGAAGCCGGGUUUGAUCGAUUAUUUUGAAGGGAUUAGCGAUGAGUAUCUCAGACCGUACCACCGCUACUAUCGUAGUGAAGAAGACAAUCCAGGCUCUGAUCCUGAUGUCGCUGCCUGGAAACGCUACACUGGGCCCUCUGGUGUGCGCCUGAAACGCGCAAAAGCUGCUGCAGAAAAGAGGGAGCGUACAGCGGCAAAACAUGAGUGGCUAUCAGCAGCAGAGAAGAAGGCGGAAGUGCAGGCAAUGCAAGAGCUACUGCCUAUCGAGCUUCGCGAGAUGAUAUAUGCACAGAUCUGGAAUGCGGAGUAUCUCAACUCCACAAGACAGCCAAGGCAGCAGUCCGGUCCUCUUGGCCACUCCGAUCCGAGAUGCCAUACACAUGUUGUUUGGCCCGACUUCAUGGGCAAAGAGACAGCACUGGAGUUAGUGCAGGCAUGGUACGAAGCAGCAUCUACACUCACACCAGAAACCUUCACAAUCUCCGAUACCCAAGAGUCAAUCAAACAAGCCACAUGUGAAGACCGUUUUCAAGUCGGCUUAGACCCAGCAAUCAUCCUCAGGACUCUCACCAUAGAUUUCGACGAGACCACGUCUAGGCUCGCUAGUCCGUAUUGCAAGUGGCUAGACGCAGACAUACGCCGAAAUUCUUUCGAUCUCCUCCACCGGCUCAAGAAGAAGGCUGGUUUCCGACUCAACUUUCGUAUAUGCACUCCCAAGUUCCGAUUGAACUGUUGGCCCGACUUCUUUGAUCUCUUACAACCUAUAGUCAAGACAUUGGAGAAUGAGGGCGCUAUCGUCGACGUCCAGGCUAUUCAUUGUAGUCGGGGCCCUCAUCCGAUGCCGUAUGUCUAUGUGGACUUGAACAGUCUCGUCAGAGGCUAUGAUCCAGCGACGUGGAAGCAGAGCGUAAUCGGAUAUCUUGAUUCGGCAAUAUUGGCUCAUCCGUUAUCUCCAUGCAAGGACAGCGCUGACAGGUAG